Messenger RNA from Suillus subaureus, 1572 nucleotides. RefSeq names its product serine carboxypeptidase S28-domain-containing protein. The transcript is spliced from 10 exons. The coding region runs from base 1 to 1572 and encodes 523 amino acids. Lineage: Eukaryota; Fungi; Basidiomycota; Agaricomycetes; Boletales; Suillaceae. Gene Ontology annotation, biological process: proteolysis. The record is from RefSeq and is a predicted model, not a curated record. Gene Ontology annotation, molecular function: serine-type exopeptidase activity; dipeptidyl-peptidase activity.
AUGAUGUGGAUUGCAUUGCUCAUCCUUUCAGGCCUCGCCCGAGCAGCUAUCCCCAAUGCCAUGCUUCGCGGCAUGCCUUCUCUACCAAAGCUCCCAGUGCCUGAACGUUUCCUCACUUCAUUCAAUGGCACAGCGCUCCCACCUAUUACGACCGUCUACUACUUUGAUCAGCUCAUCGACCACAACAACUCAGAUCUCGGGACCUUUAAACAGCGAUACUGGAUGAACUGGGAGUUCUACGAGCCUGGUGGCCCCAUCAUCUUGAUGACGCCUGGAGAAGGUGACGCAGAUGGCUACGAGGGGUAUACUACCAAUGUAACCAUCAAUGGUCGCAUCGCCCAACAACAAAAUGGUGCAGCCAUCGUCAUUGAACACCGUUUCUUUGGUUAUUCCAAUCCAUAUGACAACCUCACAUCACAAUCCCUAGCUCUCCUCACUAUCCAGCAGGCUAUCGAUGACUUUGCAUAUUUCGCCACCACCGCUGACCUUCCUAUGCCUGGGGGUGAUGCUGUAAAACCAGGUCAGGCGCCAUGGAUAUUGAUCGGAGGAAGCUACUCGGGGGGUCUCACGAGUUGGACGAUGCCGGGAAUUUUCUGGGCUGGAUAUGCAUCUUCGGCCGUCGUAGAAGCCAUCACGUAUGUCAUAUCACCGCGCAUCUCCCAUCAUUCUGAUUGCUUCUCCUUCCGUUAUAAUCAACUGAAUGUAUCCGCAUACAACGUCGAUUUUUACGAUUAUUUCACACCUAUUCGCGAGUACAUGCCACAGAACUGUUCGUCUGAUGUACAGGCAGUGAUUGCAUACUUGGAUAGGAUGUUCGCGGCCAAUGACACCGCUGGAAUCCAGACGCUCAAGGAAACAUUUGGCCUCGGAGAUGUUGUACACGUGGACGAUUUCGCCAGUGCACUUCAAUACAACCUGUAUGACUGGCAAUCUCUGCAGCCCGAUGUUGGCCCAGGAGCAAUGUUCUUCGAGUUCUGUGAUGCACUUGAAGUCAAGGAUGGCGUUAGCGCCGGACCUCAGGGAUGGGGACUUGAUAAUGCUAUCUACUCUUGGGGUAACUUCUGGAAUACCACAUACUACGACUACGUCUGUGGAGACGGGGGUGCCGAAGCUUGUCUUGGGACGUAUAACACGAGCCAGUCCUACUGGACUAAUGUUACCAUAAAUAAUGCAGAAAGGUCAUGGUUUUGGAUGGUGUGCAAUCAAGUCGGAUGGUACCAGGUUGGCCCUCCUGAAGGCCAGCCCGCAAUUGUAAGCCGCAUCCUCCAACCCAUUUAUGAAGAGCGCCAAUGCGUGAACAUGUUUCCUCAAGCCUUUGCCUAUCCACCUCAGCCGACCACUGCGCAGACUGACAUAAUGUAUGCCGGUUGGAACGUGAACAUCCCGCGUCUUUUUUUCGCUAACGGCCUGCGUGACCCAUGGCGCGAUGCAACUGUCUCUGCUGAUGGGUUGAAUAAGUCCAACACUCUCAGCAUGCCAAUCUAUGAGGGCGAUGGAUUCCACUGCUCAGACAUGAUCACGGAGAAUGGCAUUGUAGACUCGACUAUCGCGGCCGUGCAGGAAGCAGCUUGA